Messenger RNA from Acanthochromis polyacanthus (spiny chromis), 4681 nucleotides. Its product is annotated as NACHT, LRR and PYD domains-containing protein 12. Gene Ontology annotation, molecular function: protein binding. The record is from RefSeq and is a predicted model, not a curated record. Lineage: Eukaryota; Metazoa; Chordata; Actinopteri; Pomacentridae. Gene Ontology annotation, cellular component: cytoplasm. The coding region runs from base 179 to 2851 and encodes 890 amino acids. The transcript is spliced from 9 exons.
GUCUUUCCUGGUUCCUGAUUUGAGCGCCUGCUGGUUUAAUAGGUUGGCACCACAUACAGACUAAGUGUACGUCUUGUACUAACCCAGGAGAGCCAUCUGCACUGUAAGAGACUUCUUUACAACCCUUUAUCUUGUCUGAUUUGUUUUCCAUCAGCACUGCUUUGAAGCUGUUAACAUAAUGGACAAAGCCACGGUGCUGACUCACAUCUUGAAGUCAAGGGGCGUGGGGAGUGUUCUUGGUGGAGAGCUGCCUGCUAGUGUGAUAACCAACAAUAAAUACAUACACCCACUGACCAGUCAAGACCAGGGGACACAUGAAAACUUGCUUCCCGUUGACCAUGCCGUCUGCACAGCUCUGUCUGGUGAGAUGAAAGCAGUGACUCUCGUAGGUCCAGAGGGUUCAGGUAAAACCACCGCUUUGACCAAGCUUAUUGUGGACUGGGCAAACGGGCAACAUCUCCAAAACUUUUCUCACGUUUUCCAUUUCCAGUUCAGGGACUUAAAUUCUCUUGAAGGUGCACUUUCUUUGGAGGCUUUAAUCCAACAACAUCAUGUUCCUUCUGAGUCCAUGCCCUUGGUUCUCCAAAAACCUGAGGAUGUGUUGUUGGUUUUUGAUGGUCUGAAUGAAUACAAACACAGCCUGGACCCCUCCGUUCAUACCCUCUCCUCCGAUCCGAAACAGGCAGCCUCAGUGUCCUGUUUAGUGGCCAGUCUGCUUCACGGUUCACUGCUGAAAGGUGCUGCCUUUGUGGUAGCAACCAGGUCGACAGAGCAUCUGAAGUUUCUGAGUAGUACCCAGGUUGAGGUGUUGGGGUUUCUGAAGCCCCAAAGAGAAGCUUACUUUAACAGUUUCUUUACUGACCCUGCUGCCGCCAACAAAGCACUAACACACAUGGAAAGGACUCUCAGCUUUUAUGAUUUUUGUUCUGCUCCAAGAUUUUGUUGGACUGUGUGCUCCAUUUACAAGUCACUGAUUGAUUCCGGAGCAAAACUUCCUGAAACUUUAACUCAGCUGUUUGUACAUAUCCUGGUGCACUUGCUUCACACAUUGUCGCUGAAUGAAGCUUGCAACAGAGAGCUGGUGUUGGCCCUCGGCAGGAUGGCUUCUCAUUGCUGCCUUGAGCAACACUCAAGCUGCACCAAAGAGGAAAUGGAUUCCUUUGGUUUUCAGCCGUUCUUUACCUCAGUCGAUGUUUUCUUGCGAGUAGAUGGUGAGCUGGAGUCAGAUAAAUGUGUCUUCUCUUUCCACUCACAACUGAUGCAGGAGUUUGUCUUGGCGCUGUCUGUCUUUUUGGACAGGUCCACAUAUGUGGGUGUUGAAAAGAUCCUAGAAAGGCACAAAGACGGUGCAUACUUCAUAGAUUUCUUCUUCUCAGGGCUCUCAGAGCCAGUUCAGCGCAAACCACUGGAGAGCCUGCUGGGAGAGUUAAACUCUGACCAGAUCCAGGAUUUCAGAAGCUGGUUUAAAAGCAGCUCAGAGGCGGCAAUGAAGGGGUACAGUGCAGAGGAGCAUUACAGAUACUUCCAUCUGCUUCAUCAAGCUCAAAAUGAGGGUUUGGUAAGAGAGAUCAUCACCCCCUCAACACGAACAGGUAUCAGCUACAGCAAGAUGAACCUCCAGGACUCUGUAGCUCUGAAUUAUGUGGUCAUGUCCCUUGCCGAGAUGCAGGAAUUGAAUUUGUACAGUACAAAGAAUUUGACAGAGGAGAAGGCAGCAGUCCUAGCUCCAGCAAUGAGUCUUUCACACCUGAUAACAUUGUCACAAAGCUCCCUGAGUACUGGGGCUGUCUGUCAUUUGGCUUCAGCUCUCAGCAAAGGAGUCACCAGAGAGUUGGAUCUCUCUUAUUCCUACCUCGAUGAUGAAAAUUUUAAACUUCUCUGUACUGGACUCAGACUAAGCAAACUGCACACAUUACACCUUGCAGCCUGCAGCCUGACAGAGGCAAGCUGUGAAGACCUGGCCUCUGUGCUGACCUCCGGCACUUCUCAGCUGUGCUUCAUACAAUUGAGGCAUAAUGGGAUCAGGAAUCAGGGUUUUGAAACACUGUGCAAAGCAUUGCAUAGUCCUCACUGCAAACUACAGGAGCUCCAGUUACAACACUGCGACUUGACUGCACCAUCCAUGGAGUUCUUAUCGGCAGCUCUGUGUUCUGGUCAAUCGCAGUUGAGAAAAGUGGACCUGACGCAAAACCAGAUUGGUGACAACAGUGUGGAGGCUUUGUGCAAAUCCUUGCAACGUUCACUUUGUAAACUGCAGAGCCUCAAACUGUACGAUUGUGAGCUGACAGGAGCUUGCUGUACUCAUUUGAAGGAGGCUUUAAUGUCAGAGCACUGCACUCUGUCAGAGCUGGAUCUGUCAGUGAAUGAGUUGGGCCAGGAGGGGGCGCUACUCCUCUGCCAAGCCCUGAGUCGACCGGGUUGUCCAAUAGAAAGCCUUGGUCUGACACGAUGUGAGUUAACUCUGCUGGUCUUCAAGGAACUGGGCUCCCUGCUGAAGAAUGGGACUUGUCGGAUUAAAUCUUUGCUUGUAGGUUUGAAUGACGUAGGAGACCAAGGAGUUAAACAUCUUUUAGACGCUGUUGCACAUCCAAACUGCCGGCUAGAAGAACUGAAUCUGGAAAUGACUCAUUUGACGGAUGCCUCCCUUGAAGACUUGUGUGCCGCUAUAAGAGCCAGUAAGACUCUGAAGGAGCUGGAACUGAGAAACAACAUGCUGACUGAUGCUUCGGUCCCAGCUCUUGUCCAAGUCAUGCAGGACAGCGACAACAUGCAGGAGAUGAACCUGAAGUAUAAUGACUUCUCUGAAGACGUUUUUGACCUGAUGGAACAGUGCAGCAAAAUAAGAUACUGAAGAAAGCCCAUGAGUCCAUCCAUCUCACCAACUGCUGCAGGAUCACAUACAGUAUUGAUGAUUUUUUUUCUGGGUUUUUUUGGCCUGUUUCCUUAAAAACAGAAUUCUUUUGAUAGUUUGUUGAAGCCAAAAUGGUACCGAUGCACUGUCAGUGGGUCCAGCCUCUUGAAUAUAAAAUCUGUUCCUUUUUUUUAUUAUUUAUGUGAGAGUAAAUGAAAUGACUGUUUACUGAACCAGUUGAGCAAUAUGAUCAAUCUACAAUGAAAUUUAGGGAACUGGGAUUGUCUUUUUUUUGCUGUUCUGUGAAGUUUUAAUAACCGAAGGAUUUUUUUGAGAAACUAAUAGUCAUGUUAAGCAAUAAAGAACAUAAUCUACAGUCAAGUUCACCAGCCGCUACAUAAUAAAGAUCCCACAUAUUCAUCAAUGAAAUUAUAUUUUAUUGAGAAACCAUUUAGAUUUUAAAUAUUUUGGUAUUUGGUCUUAAAAGAUUACACGAAAAAAAAGCAACUUAUUAAGUCAGGUAUAGGCAGUGAUUUGUUGUGCGGCAGUAAAAUUUACCACCAGUUUUGACUAACAAACCCUAUUGACUUGCAUAUACAUUAUCUUCAGUUGCUAACUUUAAGAACACCCACACAUAUUGACGCACAGACAGACCACACACAUUCUCUGUCUACUCCUGAAAGCAAACCACAUGAGUAAACUUCACACUGUAAACCUGACUCAUUCAGUAGGACAUUGCUACGUCGCAUGGAAUUCUCCUGUUUCCAAGUCCUCUCUCCAUUCAGACAGCUUCGCAAAUCUCUCCUAGUGAAAAAAAAAAAAAAAAAGUCUUUUCAGAGUGAAAGCCACACUGGAAGAAAGUAUCUCCUUUUGGUCAUCAGUGGUCAUGAGUUUCUCCAUUAAGGCCACUGCUGUGAUUGAAGUUCUUUGGUUUUAGGCUGGUUUUAUUGUAACUGGAAUGAUUCUCCUCAUCUGAGCUGCUCUCUAUGUCACUGCGGUCAUCUUUGGACACCUGUAAUAGAAAACAAAUCAAAAUGACAGUUUUACUACCAUUAAUAAUGACAUGAGAGUUUUACAGUAACUAUUAAAACAAGACUCAAUAUCUACUCUCACACUAGCUGCUCUGUAAGCGUGCUGACAAUUACAUCGCUAACAUUCUGAUGUCAACCACGUGAUGUUCACAAUCUCAUUCUAACAUGUUAUUGUGCUAACAUUUGCUAAUUAGCAUUAAACACAAUAUACAGGUGAGAACGAUAGGAAAGCCACUCAUUGUACAGGUAUUUGGUCAGGAAAAGGCAUGAAGAAAUUGAGACUUUGGGCUGUUCAGAGUGCUAGAUAAUGAAGUAGAUGACAGGAUCACAAAGCUUUUCACCGUUUACCCUGAGUGUGACAAGCUAUAUAUGUAUACCAAAUUUUACAGUGAUCCAUUUGAAGGAAAACUUCACUUAACCAAACUUUUCCAGCUGCUGGUGACACCUUUAGAACCAAGGAGAUCAACAGCGUAGUAGGCUUCAUCCUCUGUGCAUCAAUAAUGGCAUCCACAUUAUAGUUUUUGCGCUUUGUUUAUAUUCAAAGCUUUUUCUUUGUUUGGUUUUUGGGGAUUUUUUUUUUGGUAUUUUCAGAGGAGGUUAUGUUCAGAGUUUGUGAUGUAAAUUGGCUAUAAGAAGCGGCAUCUUUAGUCUUUUUUUAUUUCCUGACCAUAUUCUCUGUCAGCGAUACUGACCCUCAGUUGAGGGAAUGCGUUAUAUCUGCAAACCUGUUGAUCUGUACAUUCAUAAUGCUAAUGAAUAAAGCUGUAACCUCAUAGCAGCAAAAACUUUGUUCCUUGUA